CUCACUUCUCCCACCCUCUAAAUAACAGUGAUCUCAUUUUUCCCGCCCUCUCAAAACGAAACUCAGAAAGAAAUGGGGGAUAACCCAGAAAUGGAACCUGAGUAUCGGUUCUGUAAAUUUCUACUGAAGAAGAAUUAUUCUGAUCAACUCGUCUCAAUCGUUUCUUCACCGGAUACUCUACUUCAUUACCCCGUCCACUUCGAUUUGGUAGAUCUACUUGAUUACGAUCUCGAGCUAUGUUACCUUCUUUACUCACACCCGAAUCGUUUCUUACCGAAAUUUGACGAAGGCGCUUGUCAAGCUCAGAGGGUUAUUUUAGAUGUUGAAAAACAAGGAAGUUUUAAGGAAUUGGUUCAUGUUCGGAUCAACGUCAGUGCGGAGAAUCCAGAGGCUUGUCCAAGUAUUGGGAAAAUUAGAGUGAAACAUAGGGGAAAGCUUCUCACUCUUAAAGGUACUGUUACUAGGACUGGAUCAAUUAAGAUGAUUGAAGGUGAAAGAUAUUACGAGUGUCGCAAAUGCAAAUUCAGGUUCCCGGUUAUACCUGAAUUUGAAACUGGAAAUUCUAGUCGGCUUCCAUCGUUUUGUGGGUCUGAGGAGAAACCCUGUGAAGGCACAAGUUUUCAGUUCGUUGAGGAUAGUAUAGCAUGCCAUGAUUACCAGGAAAUCAAAAUCCAAGAAAGCACACAAGUUUUGGGUGUUGGUUCUAUACCUCGCUCAAUCGCAGUUGUUCUCAAGGAUGAUCUUGUUGACAUUGUUAAAGCCGGAGAUGACGUAAUUGUCACAGGGGUCUUGACAGCAAAAUGGUCAUCAGAUAUGAAGGAUGUGCGCUGUGACCUCGAUCCAGUAUUUGUUGCUAAUCAUGUGAGGAGAACCAAUGAACUAAAAGCGAAUAUAGAUGUCCCUGAUGAGAUUGUACAGAAGUUUGAACAGUUUUGGAUUGAUUUCAAAGACACUCCACUGAAAGGAAGGAACGCCAUACUGCAAGGCAUAUGCCCACAAAUUUUUGGACUUUUCACAGUGAAGCUUGCAGUUGCCUUAACAUUGAUCGGAGGGGUACAACAUGUUGAUGCUUGUGGUACAAAAGUACGAGGGGAUUCUCACUUGCUUUUAGUGGGGGACCCAGGUACUGGAAAGUCUCAGUUUAUGAAGUUUGCUGUGAAGUUGAGCAAUAGAUCUGUCAUGACUACGGGAUUGGGAAGCACGAGUGCCAGAUUAACCGUCACUGCAGUGAAAGAUGGAGGAGAAUGGAUGUUAGAGGCUGGCGCCCUUGUCCUGGCAGAUGGCGGAAUUUGCUGCAUAGAUGAAUUUGACAGCAUGCGAGAACAUGACAGGGCAACAAUUCAUGAAGCCAUGGAACAACAGACCAUAAGUGUUGCAAAGGCUGGUCUUGUUACGACUCUUAGUACCAGGACUAUUGUAUUCGGUGCGACAAAUGCAAAAGGGCAGUAUGAUCCCACUAAAACUUUCUCUGUCAAUACUACACUCUCUGGACCCUUGCUCAGCAGAUUUGAUAUAGUCCUUGUCCUCUUGGACACCAAAAACCCAGAAUGGGAUGCAAUUGUUUCAUCUCACAUUUUAGCUGAGCAAGGAGAAUCAGAAACGGGGAGGUGUGACGAAGAUUUAUCAACUGUUUGGCCACUACCCAUGCUUCGAAGGUACAUUCAUUAUGUAAAAGAACACUUCAGACCUGUUUUAACAAAGGAAGCUGAAAGUAUUAUCUCAAGUUAUUAUCAACUCCAGCGAAGAACAGCAACCGAGAAUGCAGCAAGAACCACCGUGCGUAUGCUUGAAAGUUUAAUACGACUAGCCCAAGGACAUGCAAGACUCAUGUUUAGAAAUGAGGUCACUCGGCUUGAUGCUAUAGCUGCCAUUCUGUGCAUCGAGUCGUCCAUGACCACCUCAGCUAUAGUGGACAGCGUCGGCAAUGCACUGCAUUCAAAUUUUGCUGAAAAUCCAGAUCAAGAAUAUGCUAAACAAGAAAAAUUGAUCCUGGAAAGGCUGAAAUCAGAGUCAUCAGACUCACUUGUUGAAGUUUACUGACAUAAACAGCCUGGAAGGAUGAAUGUCCAGGUCCAGGUGACAGAACUCUACUGCAGCUGAAAUCAGACUCACUUGUCUCCAUCUUUGAACUACCGCUGCUUUCACAGGUGGCGACACAGAAAUUACAUCAUUCUUUACUACUCAUGGACACAUUAGACCCACACCAAUGGUCGUUGGACCCCUCAACAGCACCUCGACUGCAGCUACUCACUGGUUAAAGUUCCUCGCAGCUAUAUGUACCACAAGUUUUAUUUCGUUUCCCACCUUGUUCUGGAAAAAACCAAACGAAAUUGCUGCACGCUUCAACAUAACUUUUUUGGACACACCAAGUGCAUUUACUGGAUGCAUUUCGUGUAAAUAUUUAUGGUUCUUCAUUUUCUUGUGGAUAUUGUACAUGACAAUUAACAAUCACAUAUUAUACUCA
Molecule: messenger RNA, 2464 nt
Organism: Papaver somniferum (opium poppy)
Lineage: Eukaryota; Viridiplantae; Streptophyta; Magnoliopsida; Ranunculales; Papaveraceae
Product: probable DNA helicase MCM9
Exons: 21
Coding region: 73-2040 (655 amino acids)
Biological process (GO): double-strand break repair via homologous recombination; DNA replication
Cellular component (GO): MCM complex; nucleus
Molecular function (GO): ATP hydrolysis activity; ATP binding; single-stranded DNA helicase activity
Source: RefSeq, a predicted model, not a curated record